UCAGUGAGCCAAGGGCAACUGGGAUGCUGGGACAGCGGCAAGGGAUGCCUACUAGUUUCAUGCAGCAGUUAUUUCAGCUGUCUUUGCCGCAACAUGCUCAAAGGCCUGCCCCUGUGUCUGGUCCACCAGCGGCUCCCCCAUUGCAGGUGGUCCACCAAUCCUCUGCACUUUUCUCAAGUAAUCCGGUCAGACAAUCCAUCAGCCCUAUUGUUCCUCCGGAAGGCAGGGAACCUUCAAGUUGCUAGUGAACUACGGGCCCCAGCCCCUCACCUUCAGCCCUUCAGACAUUCCACAUCCAUGCCGGCACCCAAUAUCCAGCCUGUUCCUCACACCAUUCCCAGUCAGCAGGCACUCGGAAAUGCUGCUUCCACUUCUUCCAUGCUUCCUCAGCUUGCAUCUCGGGCACCUACCCUUUCAUCUGGGCCUUUUAGCAGGAGCCAGCAACAAGAAAGUGCAGUAGGGUUGGCGGGUUUCAGUAAUUCUUCUUUGUCUGCUCUGGAGCUGUUACAACCUCUCCCAGAUUUGGGUCUGACCGUGGGUGCAUUGGACCCUUCUGAACUCACCACGCAUUGUAGUUCACGGGGCACUGCAGCCCGAACUGAUCCAACAGCAGAUGUCGUUUGCAUUUCGGACGAUGAGUAA
This is a messenger RNA of Telopea speciosissima, 642 nucleotides long. RefSeq lists its product as uncharacterized. Bases 94 to 642 code for a protein of 182 amino acids. The transcript is spliced from 2 exons. Gene Ontology annotation, biological process: heterochromatin formation. The record is from RefSeq and is a predicted model, not a curated record. Lineage: Eukaryota; Viridiplantae; Streptophyta; Magnoliopsida; Proteales; Proteaceae.